GAAAUACACAUUACCAACUGCCCGUUUCUGGAUAGCGCUAGUUUUAUUUCAUUGAGGCUGUAAGCGUGCUAACUAACUUUUGGGUCCAGCUGGCGAUACGAGAAGACGGAGAUUUGUUGGUUGAUGAGACGGUAACUAACUGAAAUAUUGAAUCCGUGUCAGAAUUGUUACCUCUAGCUUUGGGAAUAGCUUCAAAGUUCAAGACCGGUGUUUCUUUCCUUCGGUUUAACGUCAGCCGAGGGAAGUCUCAACGUGAGGUCUGGUGGCUGCCUGCCUGGAGAUAACAGAGGUGCCGCGUUUGCUUCAAUGAUGGUGUUGGUCAGCAGGCAAUAUCAGGCUCCAGGGCUUCGCUUCAGUGAAUUGCAGGCGCUGAUGAAAAACGGAUGGAAGCCAUGGAUGGGCCCACUUUCAGCCGCCACCCCCAUCCAUCCCAUCAUCUCCAACCGCAACUCAAUCGUCAACUUUAAAACCUUGAUGAGAGCUUGCGUCAACCUCAACGCACAAACGCACAAACGCGAAGCGAACGGGCACCCGACCCGGCGGGGUAUUGAGCAGCAGAGCAUUGCAGGCAAGGCUUCAAGUUUUGAAGGCAGCAGACCAGUAGCUUCGCAGCUCACGUUCGUCCCAUGUAUCAAAAAUACCAAAGAUACACGUACAUUAACGCCGCCUUGCAUCCGUGCUCAAGAUAUCUCCAACAAACAAAAACAGAGAACCUUGAACACACCAACACCAACUACCACACAGGGCACCAAAGGUAACUCGAACCCCCAGUCCCCAUUUCAAUACCGUAGCUCCCUGGCCAAAAAGGUACUUUCAGAGGUACCUCACUCUGAGACAUGCGCCAUUGGCCGGCGUCGUCAUCGACCUGCAGCCGAUCCCCCAACCAGCCGCCAAGUCCCUCGACAGUCGCAAGCUAAAAUCUUUUAUUUCCACUUUCAACACUUGGCUUUCUGGAGACUGGGGACUGGCCCAACUGAGAAGAGCCAACGCAACUAACAAACUGUCCGAAUCUCCGUCUGAACCGAACGAUACAGGUCAGUUGGUUGCUACGACCGGCGGGAGGGAGUGACUCUGCAACCUGGAACCUUCGUUUUCCUGCAACAUUCACUGCCCGGCCUGAACCUGAAAGACGUGAAGUAGCCAACUCUAAAUCCGAGACCAACCAACGGCCAACCGCCGCUUUCGCCUUCAACAAUCUGACAGAGUGAAGGGUCGGUAG
Molecule: messenger RNA, 1219 nt
Organism: Neurospora tetraspora
Lineage: Eukaryota; Fungi; Ascomycota; Sordariomycetes; Sordariales; Sordariaceae
Exons: 1
Coding region: 307-996 (229 amino acids)
Source: RefSeq, a predicted model, not a curated record